AUGUCUCUGAUCUCACAGUUGAGAUCUUACCUGCUGCGAAUACUUCACAGCUUCACGCACAAUACCCCAAACCCUCCAGAGGGCCCUGCGGAUGAGCGCGAGUCUCCAAGCUGCCGUUUUCCAUUGGAUGAUGACAGUUCAGACGCAUUAACCCUACCGGAUGGACGGAAACUCGGUUAUGCGCAGUAUGGCUCGCGGACGGGGAAGCCCAUCUUCUACUUGCAUGGUCUCCCCGGAGCCCGCACCGAAGCCGCAUGCUUUGAAGAUCUAGCUAUCGAGCUGGAUGCCCGCAUUAUUGCUACGGAUAGGCCUGGUGUGGGCUGGAGCUCGCCUCAUCCGGAUCGAUCCCUGCUUGACCAUCCAAAGGACCUGGAAGAACUUGCGAAACAUCUCCAACUAGAAGAAUAUGGAGUGCUGGUAGGAACAGCCAACAUCACUUUCUACUCGAAAGAUACCGGAAUAUCAGGGGGUGGACCAUAUGCACUCGCCUGCGCAGCAUCACUACCCGCUGAAAGCCUCAAAUGUGUCUCUAUCGUCUGCGGCCUCGGCCCUCCGGACAUUGGCAUGAAAGGCGCAUGCUGGGCAAACUGGCUUGGAUUCACCUUUGGGUACCGCUACUUCCCCACUGCUACCGGAUGGUAUCUCAAACGCCAACUGGCAGCACAUCUGGACUUGAGUGACGAGCAACGUUUCCAGCGUCUACGACAGGAAGUGCUAAGGGACAAGUCCAUGCAUGAAAAGGACCGCGAGAUCAUGAAUGAUGAAAGUACUCUGCGGUUAUUCUUGCGGACGAGUCGGCAAAGCUUUUCCCAGGGAGCUGAUGCAGUGGUUCAGGAUGGCCAGCUGAUGUGCAAGGACCUAGGCUUUCGGGUGGAGGAUAUACGUCCAGACUUGCCUGUGCAGCUGUGGUAUGGAAAACAUGAUGUAGCCGUGCCGCUUAACCACGGGAUACAGAUUGCGGCGCGGCUAGGCGGUAGAGCGGCUCUUAGAAUCGAGGACGAGACUCACUUGAGUAUUUGGGCAAACUGCAGCGAACAGGUGUUGAAAGAGUUGGUUAGGUGCUUGUGA
Microsporum canis CBS 113480 is the source of this 1068-nucleotide messenger RNA. Its product is annotated as alpha/beta hydrolase fold protein. The transcript has 2 exons. The coding region runs from base 1 to 1068 and encodes 355 amino acids. The record is from RefSeq and is a predicted model, not a curated record. NCBI's taxonomy places the organism in Eukaryota, Fungi, Ascomycota, Eurotiomycetes, Onygenales, Arthrodermataceae.